AUGCAGUGGCUUCUUAUCCCCGCCAUCCUUAUAAUUGCUUAUGCUCAACAGCUUUCUUGCAGGGUUCAAGGUACCAGGCAGCAGCAGGGAAAGCCUGGAGGAAAAGUCACAGAAACCCAUCAGCGCAAAGAAUUAUGCCAGUGGCCCUGCAGAUGCCCACAUGCGCCAACCUGCAACCCUGGGGUGAGCCUGGUGAAAGAUGGUUGUGGAUGCUGCAAGAUAUGUGCCAAGCAGUCAAGGGAAAUCUGUAAUGAAGCUGAAGUCUGCGAUCCUCACAAGGGGCUAUACUGUGACUACUCAGCAGAUAAGCCCCGCUAUGAAAAAGGGGUGUGUGCAUAUAUGAUUGCUGUAGGCUGUGAACUUAAUGGCAUGCACUAUAUCAAUGGGCAAGCCUUCCAACCAACUCCACUUUAUAAGUGUUUGUGUGUAAAUGGUGCAAUUGGAUGCACCCCUGUAUUCAUUUCAAAGUCAGCACCUGAUGAAUGUGCCACACCCAAGAACAGAAAGAAAUCUGGACAUUCAUACUUUAAAUGUGUUUCAAGACAACAAAAGGAGCAGCAAUCAACAGGUUACAGAUUAAUGCCAGAUCUGUGCCAGUUUUUAAAAUUUGCUUCCUGCACUGAGAUUUUAAAGCUGCUGCUUACUUCCCAGCUUUUAGAAGUUUACCACUUGUUUUGAAGAAGAAAUGUCUAGUACAAGCAACUCCAUGGGCGCCUUGUUCUCGAACUUGUGGCAUAGGUAUAUCUGAUCGAGUGACCAAUGAAA
Sceloporus undulatus (fence lizard) is the source of this 765-nucleotide messenger RNA. It is a transcript of the gene CCN6, whose product is annotated as cellular communication network factor 6. Gene Ontology annotation, biological process: cell adhesion; signal transduction. The transcript is spliced from 5 exons. Bases 1 to 678 code for a protein of 225 amino acids. NCBI's taxonomy places the organism in Eukaryota, Metazoa, Chordata, Lepidosauria, Squamata, Phrynosomatidae. Gene Ontology annotation, cellular component: extracellular matrix; extracellular region. Gene Ontology annotation, molecular function: heparin binding; integrin binding. The record is from RefSeq and is a predicted model, not a curated record.